UCUACCCUCCGCUUAUAAACCAGAGCAACAGAGCUCAGGUUGGUAAAAACGGAAGAGCUGAGCACAGAGCCACAGUUACUGUACGGAGAUGAAGCCAAGCACUGUGCUUCCCAUAUAUAGAGACUACGCAAAUUAUAGUGACUGGACCGAUGAUUCCCCCGUGGACGGGGCCAGGGAAUAUUCAGCUUCAGAGAUAAUCGCCUUCGUGGUCUUCUCCGUGGUCUUCCUGGUGGGCGUGCCGGGCAAUGCCGUGGUGGUGUGGGUGACAGGCAUCGAGGCCCGCAAGGUGGUGAAUGGCGUCUGGUUCCUGAACCUGGCCGUGGCCGACCUGCUCUGCUGCCUGGUGCUUCCGCUCUUGGCCGUCCCCAUCGUCCGGUAUGAUGACUGGCCCUUCACCGAAGCCGCGUGCCGCUUCCUGCCCUCCGUCAUCCUGCUCAACAUGUACGCCAGCGUGCUGCUGCUCACGGCCAUCAGCAUUGACCGCUGCCUGCUGGUCAUGAAGCCCAUCUGGUGCCAGAACCACCGCAGUGUGCCCAUGGCCAGGGCCGCCUGCUUCUUGGCCUGGACGCUGGCCUUGGUUCUGACCAUCCCUUCGCUGAUAUACCGCGAGCUGAAGGAAGAAGACUUCCCUCCCAGCUGGCACUGCAUGGUGCACUACGAGCAGAAGACAGUCGAGUUCAUUGUGGCCAUCUUUCGAUUUCUGCUUAGCUUCCUGGGUCCUCUCGUCAUCAUCUCCGUCUGCUACUGGCUCCUGCUCAAUCGUCUGUGGAGUCGCCAGGCCACCCGCUCCCUCAAGACCGUCAAGGUGGUUCUGGCUGUGGUGGCCGGCUUCUUCAUCUGCUGGACCCCCUAUCAGAUUGUGGGCCUCGUGGAGGCCGCGAGCCUUUCGGGCUCCGAACUCUACUCCUGGGCAAAGAAGAUAGACAGCUUAACCAUUUCGUUGACUUAUAUUAACAGCUGCAUCAACCCCAUCAUCUAUGUGGUUGCUGGCCAUGGCAUAAAGGAUCGCAUGACAAGCUACUUCAUUUGCACCAGCCUCCGGAAAGUGCUGAUAGAGGACUCUGUGGGGCGAGACAGCAAAUCCUUUAGCCGGUCCACAAUGGCAUCGACCAUGGGCCCCGAGGAGCAGCUGUGAGGCUGAGCUGUGGCCCCUUCUGAGAGAGCAGAGAUGCGAGUGAAGGGCCCUUGGUCAGGCUUAGCCUGUGGACAGCUCCCUCCCCUAGGACCGCUGGCCUCCCCUAGCCUCCAGCUAGAUUAGGAACUUCUCUAGGGCAGAAACUCUUUUUGUCUUUCUUUGGACCAUCGGUGUUUAUCACAGUGCCUGACCCAUGGGAUUAAUAAAUGGGGCUCCCAUCUCUCCCCAGAGGACAGCCACCUUGCCAGCCCCCAGCCCCUCUUGGAGGCCUUCUCUGAAUGUCCUCAACCCCUGGGAGACCCACUGUGAGUUUCUCUGCUAUCCUCUUUCCCUCCCAGAUUGCACCCCGCCCCCUCAGAGCUCUUAACUCUUUCUCACCUUGUUUUAAUAAAUCUUUUGGUUGGAAUUGAA
This is a messenger RNA of Phascolarctos cinereus (koala), 1546 nucleotides long. It is a transcript of the gene C5AR1, whose product is annotated as complement C5a receptor 1. The record is from RefSeq and is a predicted model, not a curated record. Lineage: Eukaryota; Metazoa; Chordata; Mammalia; Diprotodontia; Phascolarctidae. Gene Ontology annotation, biological process: positive regulation of cytosolic calcium ion concentration; complement receptor mediated signaling pathway; inflammatory response. Gene Ontology annotation, cellular component: plasma membrane. Gene Ontology annotation, molecular function: G protein-coupled receptor activity; complement component C5a receptor activity.